CGGGGGCCUUAAAUUCAUGUAAUGCAGAUUAAAAAAAAAAAAAAAACAAAACAAAAAAACAAAAAGAGAAUAUAUUAAAAGAUAUAAAAAGCGGCGUGUAAAUUAAAAAAUAGAAACGCUUCGGCAUCCGAUACAAAGGGAGCAAGACAUUACGCAUGACUACUGCGAAGACUUCUGUGGACUUUUUUUGCGACGAACACCACAUAGAUGUUUUUUACACAAGAUUGCACGUAUAAUGAAUGUUCAGCUGUCGAUGGAGAACAUUGGCGAUCUGCAUGCAGUGAGCCAUGAGCAGCUGUCCGCCACCGCUGACUUGAUGAGCGGUAGCAGUCCCCAUCACAGAAGCACGGUGACCCAUCGCAGCAACCACUUGUCAGCCCACGCGCGCUCCAUGGGCAUGGCAUCAAUUCUAGACAGCGGCGACUAUCAUCACCAUCGGCCCCCGGAACACGGUCUCGCCGGACACUUGCAUCCAGCCAUGACCAUGGCUUGCGAGGCUCCCCCCGGAAUGAGCAUGAGCAGCACGUACACCACGCUGACUCCCCUGCAGCCGCUGCCUCCCAUCUCUACCGUCUCGGACAAGUUUCCUCACCAUCACCACCACCAUCAUCAUCACCCUCACCAGCGGAUCCCCGGUAACGUGAGCGGCAGCUUCACUCUCAUGAGGGACGAAAGGGGACUGGCGUCUAUGAACAAUCUGUACAGUCCUUACCACAAGGAUGUUGCCGGCAUGGGACAAAGUCUUUCCCCCUUGUCGGGAUCCGGGCUGGGAGGCAUACACAACUCCCAGCAGGGUUUGCCGCCUUACGCACACCCGGGUGCCACAAUGCCCACGGAGAAAAUGCUCACACCCAACGGAUUCGAAGCCCAUCACCCUGCCAUGCUAGGCAGACAUGGGGAUCAACACAUGACCCCUUCUUCGGCGGCCAUGGUGCAAAUAAACGGAAUUCACCACCACCCGCACGCGCACCUGAACCCCCAGAGUCACGGUCAGGGCAUGGGCUCAACCAGAGAACCAAACCCGGGGUCUUUGCCUGGCUCGCAGGUCAAUAGUGCAUGCAAUUCAGGGCAAAUGGAAGAAGUCAAUACCAAAGAAGUAGCGCAGAGAAUCACCACAGAGCUUAAAAGGUACAGCAUCCCCCAGGCCAUCUUUGCCCAGAGGGUGCUGUGCCGGUCGCAGGGGACCCUAUCUGACCUGCUAAGGAACCCCAAACCCUGGAGCAAACUCAAGUCCGGCCGUGAGACCUUCCGCAGGAUGUGGAAAUGGCUGCAGGAGCCUGAAUUCCAGAGGAUGUCGGCGCUCAGGCUCGCAGCUUGCAAGAGAAAGGAACAGGACCACGGCAAGGGAGAGAGGGGCAGCAUCUCCAAGAAGCCGCGGCUGGUUUUCACGGAUGUCCAGCGGCGGACUUUACACGCAAUAUUCAAAGAGAACAAACGGCCAUCCAAAGAGCUGCAGAUCACCAUCUCUCAGCAGCUGGGCCUGGAGAUCACCACCGUCAGCAACUUCUUCAUGAACGCACGCCGACGGAGCCUGGACAAGUGGCUCGACGAUGGCUCCAGCUCAGCCAACUCCUCUUCCUCAUCUAGCACUUGUACCAAAGCAUGAAAGUUCCAGACUGAAAUCUCGGUGGAAAAGCUUUAAACUAAAAAAAUACCUAUCAAAGACCAGGACCUCUAGACAGCAGUUUUGUCCUUAAUCUUGUUUGAAAGAAAAAAUGAUAAUAGUGAUGUUUAUAGUAUCCAAAAAAACCAAAGACUUCUUAUACUUGCGUCUUUGUUCUGCAACGCAUUUUAUUUAGACAUCUUGCAAAAGAGAGAGAUAAAAAUCACAAAAAAUUCCCAUAUUGCCAGUCGCACUCUUUAGCCAUCUUUAACCUUCCAUUUCGCACCCUUCCUGUUCCCGAAUCCCCCUUCACUUUCAUUGGUUUAACUAAAGGUUUUUGCGAUUCUUUUGAUCACUGACUGAUCCACGAGCCGCCACACUCUUGUUGCCACCUGUACCGCCAGAGGCGUGUGACGGUAGCAGGAGAGGCGUGCUGUGUACAUACUCGCGAGAAGAGCUCAUGGAGGACCGACCCAAGUCAGGAUUCCCCAGUGGUCAGAUUUGAACUUUCCUAGAGCCGCUUGGGCUCUUUUUUCGAUGGUUCCUCUCUUCCUCACCGGUCAGGAACCCUGAGAUACUGGGUAUAGUUCCAGGGUAGUAGUGCUUUCUUCCCAGCUGUUUUCAUAAAUAUCAAAUUUUUAAAAAGUCAGCUAGACCCACAUAUAAACACAUUAAUGAUAUAAUGAUAAAUCAUACCAAAGAAUACACUAGCUACUUAUUUAAAAUAUUUAAACGCAAACACUGAAUGAGAAAUGAGAAAUCAGCUAGGUAGACAGGAGAAAUAAGACAACUAUUGACUUUAAAGUAUCCAGUACAAAUGGAUAAUAAUAUACCAAAUUUGAAAGCUUUUGAAAUUAUGUGUUUAAUCAUAGAGAAUAACUGACUCUAUGAUUUUCACAGUGAAGCCAUCAGACACCGUAUUUGAACUGCACCAGUCCAUUAUUCAUAAUACCCACCUAGAAUAUUAGCUAUACAGUCUUUUUACAGCUGUUCUCUGCGAUAAAACCAAAGGUAAUACUAUAUUGUUAGACUGUUGUUAUACAAUGUCAUAUUUUGCCAUCUGUAACACUGGAGGUGCCCUUAUAUUAAUAUUUUGUUUCAUUUAGUAAACAGUAUUUUCAGGGAGUAAACAGUUCUGCAUGAGCUUUAUAAAUAUUUUGUAUCAAAACUUUUUUAUCAAAUAUGUAAGAUGCUAACAACCAAAGACUGACUAACCAGCACUUUUUCAUCAACAUGUUUUGUUCGGUAUUCAGAAAAACACGUCCUGGAGAUCAUUUAUGGUGUCGACAAGAUGUUUGAUCAGCAGUAAGACAUGUCGCUCUGUCAUCCAAAGACAGUGUGUAUUUUUAAGUUGCAGGCAAUAUUUUUUAGGUUUUUGUAAUAGACGAGGGAUGAUUGCAGUUUUUUAUCUGCUUAGGGAUUAUGUUAUGGAAAUAAGGAAACUUAUGAUUUUGCAAAACAUAUUGUUGGUUUAUUAUAGGAUUGAACUAAAAGGUAUCUUGUCAUAAAAUUAGAGGCGAAUGAUUUAUAUCUCAUUAUGUCCGUAUUUUGAAAGAAAAACUUUGAGGUUUGCAUAAAUGGGAGCAAUUUGCAGACUGAGUGGUGUCGUCCAAUGAUGAGCCCAGAUGGUAGCGAUUUCGUUUUUGUUUCGAUUUGUUAGAAAACUGGGUUGAGGGGUUGGGCUGAUAAAGGAAGAGUGCAGGGCCUUAAAAUGCUGACAGCUGUGCAGCAGGUGAAUGGAUAUCAAAUGCAAAUUAAAGGCACAUCAGUGAAAUUGUUGUGGAAACAAGUCCUGUACCAGUGCAGGGGAGCCUGGGACUCAGGACUAUAAACAAACACUGAAGCCUUUGUUUUUAAGCGUCAGCCCUGAAUUGGCAGCCAUGCACAGUAAUAAGUAACAUAUUAAUUACGUUAAGCACCUUUGGGUUUAAGCAUGCAAAAUAUUAAUUCCAAUUGUUUUUAAUUCAGUAAUUAUAAAAUAAUAGUAUGAUUUUAGAUAUACAAAAAUAUGUUACCAUCAGACCCCAUGGCUGUAUCUUUUACUCUUCAAAUUACUCCUACGGCAAAACCAAAGAUAAUUUAGAUCCAGGCCACAAAUCGUCUUCAUCACGGGGUGUGUGGCUCUGCGGGUUAAGCCUCUGUACCUGUGAUCAGAAAGUCACUGGUUUGAGCCUGGCCUUGGCACACUCGUGGGUCCCUGAGCGAGGUCCUUAACCCCCAGCUCCCUGGGUGCUGCUAUGGGUGGCCGCCCUUUUGCGGCCAGCUUGCUCUCACCUACAGAGAGUAAGUUGGGGGAGGUGUCUAGAGCGUUGCCCCAUGGGGAUCGAUUAUGUGCCAGUUACAGUUAUGAAUUUCUGUGCGAUAAUCUACAUAAACAUUAUGGAUAAUAUGAAACAAACAAAAUCUGCUGUUAAUCAAUCAUGCUUUUCAAACAACCAAAUAGUUACUUUGACAAUAUUUAUCAUUAAUUUAUUAUAAGGAUAUAUGAAUAUUAUAACUAACUGAAAGGGUUACCAUAUCUCAAUGUGGUAAUGAAUAGCUACCAUAUAUCUGUAUAUUUGGUGAAUAUUUUUGCCACAUAACCUCAGGUGAUGUAUGUCUGUCAUGUGAAAUGUUAUCAAUGUCUAGCAAAAUGAGACAAAAUUCAUCCAUCUUGGCCUGUUUUGGACUGCAAGAUACGUCAUAGCUCUAUGCCUUGUUUACAUUAUUUGAGUUGUUUAUUUCUUAAUGCAACCUAAGAUAUCUGAAAAUUAUUCAGUUUUGACCCUUAACAAUACUUGCCUUUGCCAUCUUCUUCUUUAAAAGAAUUUUUAGUGCAAUAUUAGAUGUUUUGUUUGUGUUUUUGAUUAUCCUCAUUAGUGUCACUGUGCUACUGUUUUGGCUUCCUUAAGGUCAGCUUUUGUUAUACAAUAACCCAUCAGAAUUCCUUGUAUUUCCUAACCAAAGCCUAUUAAAAGGGGAUGCAGCGAUGCCUGGGACUGCAGCCCGUAUACCCCGCCCACUCACUUCGGACCAUGGUUGAAAAGAGCAAACUGGAACUAUGCAUGUCACUACUGGGAAGAAAGCACUACAGAAAUCUGUCCGACAUGGGGUCAGGUGCACCGAGCUGUCAGAGCCUGAGUGGACACAACUCCGCCAGUGCUGUUGGUGGCGUGGUUACCUUCAUGGAAAAUAUUUGGAAACUAUUAACUAAUAUGGCGUCCACAAAGAAAAGUUUAGAAAUGGCUUUCUCCUCUUGUAAAAACAGAAACAAAUAGUGUAAAGAUGUACUACUAUGUAUAGUGUGAACCAAAGACACUACCUCAUUCAAUUUCCAUUUGUGAUUCUUUUUAUCACUUUAACGAUACCAAAGAUUUUUCUUGCACGGCCUACAUGACUGGUGUGGUGGAUAGUUGGCGUCUUUUUCCCUUAGAUAACCCCGCCCCCAGCCCUAAAACCCCGCCUCCACUUCAGUGUUUUCUACUCCGCCCCCUUUUUUCUGUCUAAUUUCUCUGCAUUAGUGACCUGAUUAGAAAGCUAUAGGCAGACAUGUUGCAGAUUCUGUACGACUCACAGGACGAGUGCCUUGCUUAAACCAAAGUGUUAAACCGCUCUUGACCUCUGCGUUUUCACCUUUUACUCUUUGAAUACCUCAGCCUCUUGAGAAGGGCCGCUGUAGAAGAAAAAAAGGAAUAAUUCUUUCACCGUGGUGCUUUUGCCAGUGCAACCAUGCAAUUAAAACAUACCAAAGGAUUUUUUUCCCACACUUUUGCUGACAAACCAAAGCUGUUUAUCCCCUUUUCCCUCUCUAUACCUUUUCGUCUGCCCCUUGUCUCACUGUCCAUGUCUGUUAGAGUCUCCACCAUAUAGGUUGUGCAUCUUUUUAACCUGUCUCUGAAUACCUCAUAGUAGUAAACGCUUAGAGUUAUGUUGUACAAGUCUAUGUAAUUAAAGCAGAACUCUGCUAGUUUGAUAACUAUUGAUGUUACUUCUGAAAAAGGCUUUUUAAAUUGUAUUUAUUUUGAAGUUUUUUGCAGAAUUACUCUGUUUUUGGUCAUAGGUAAUAUGCUCUGUGGAUUGUGGUGGAGGCUAACAGGAGGCGAACUAAAAAGCAGACCUAUUUUUUAUUAAGACUGUGUUACGAUAAUAUUCUGACGAUAGUAGUCUGUUGUUUUCUACAGGGUAAAAUGAAUUGUUGUGAUGUGUUUUUUUUUCUCUACAGUGUUGUAAUUUGAUUUAAUUUAAUUGCAUUUUGUAUCACUUAAUCAUUGCUUUAAUUUAUGCAUUUGUAGAAAAUAUAGAUUUGUAUAUAGUAUGUUUUGGAAAAAAAGACAAAAAAAAUCCAGUUUUAUGUUACAAUCUUAUUUUUUCAUGCUUAGAUAUGAAGAAGCGGGAUUUUGUAUUCUUCUUCAUGGGUAUCUUAGCGGGCACUUCCGUACGUGUUAGAGACACUGCCAGGUAACAAAAAUGAGUGAGGAAAAGGACUGGCCAAUGAGAACAAAGUUUUAAGGGAGCUACUUUGCUAUUCCAAUGGCACAAGCAGUGUACAUCUUUAUUUAAUUCUCUCAAGUUUUUAAAGAUAGUUUGUUUAAGGGUAAUACUGCACAUCCAAAGAUUUAUAAGACCAUUUAAAAAAAAAGAAGAAAAAAAAGUUUAAUGUCUAAAAGCACUGGCAUUUGUAAGGUAGAAUCGUCAUUUUAAUUUGCCAUCCGCAUGGGUAUAGAAAGUAGGCAGCAUAGGACUGCAUAGGACAAGCUAAUUUUACGAUUUGAGGGGAAAUAAACCUGUUAAAUGUACAAUCUGAAGGUGUUGAUCCGAGGGCUGCAAGUCCUUCUCACUUUGCUGCCUCAUGCAUAGAGUGAGUCAGAGUGCGGGCAGGGCAGCCGGUCUGCCAAGGAGCUGUGGCAUGUCACCGGGGAUCUUUUCUUUGUGUGGCACCGCUGCCUCACUCUGUCUAGUAUCUAUUAUUUUGGUGCGUACUCGUGUAAUGACAAUGAGCAAAGUCUAAUAAACCUACAAAGAAACUCACCAAGGAAUCAGUUUGUGUGUGUGUGUGUGUAUGUGUGUGUGUGCCUGUGUUUUUUUUCUUGUUGGCUUGAGUGUAUCAUUGAAAAUUUUUAUGGAAAUUACUUGAAUUACCUAAUAGCUUUUAUUUCUGUCUUACCACUGAACACAAUGGAAAGAUCUAGAAAUCAGUACAGGAAUAAUAUGGGUUUGUUACUGAUCCAGACUUUCAGUGGUUUCCAUAGUAAUUUGAAAAAUAGUAUGUUUUAGACCCCCAUUACAGACACUUAGCCGUCAUAUUACCGAUAGAUGCUUUUUAAUGCAUAGUUGAAAAGGCAAAGCCCUCACAGACUAUAUUUAUAGUAGAUGACUCAGUUUUAGGGAGAUCUACUGGAUUCCCAGGUGAAUUUCUGUGGAAUGCUGAAUGGCAUUUCAAUUACAUUCAACUUUGUUUUGGAUUCUGGUAUAGCUCUGCUUUGGAAUAGAUUAACUUUUCUGAUGCUCUGAUAAAAAUUAAAGCAUCAAAAGUAAUACAUUACAAUGCCACUACAACAUCAUUACAGUGACAAUACAUUCAUCUUUACUUCACUGGUCCAGACAGAAAUUGGGAUCACAAAACACUUGACAUGUGCUUUGUCCAGUCUAAAAAUUCCUUGAAGGGGAGGGUUGUAAUUGUCUGAAUGCAUGCAAAAAACAUACCGUACAAUAUGACUUCAUCUUGGUCUGGAGAAACGUUUAUUUGUUAAGAAGGCUGUUGUCCUACCUGAAUGCCAGUGGCUUUUUAAUCAUCACCAGUGUAGCAGGAAUUCAAAAGUGAUUAAAAAUGAAUCACCAAGUGGUAGAUCACUUGAUUCAAAAAAUAAAAAAAACAAACAAACAAACAAAAAAAAAUCAGAAAGCGCCAAAGACAAUCAUCUGGUAAAAAUGAAAAGUGGGGAACUUGUAGAUCCAUUGAAGAGCAGUCCUUCAGGCUAUGAAAGACACAAUGAAGUCAGACAGUUUUUGAUAAUGGAAAAACUAUUGCUGACUUUUUAUUAUAUUGGAGUAGUUGUUUGUGUUUACAUUCUAAAACUGAGUGAUUAUUGUAUGAAAAAGUAAUGAUUUAUUGCAAUUUUGCCAAUGUCUCCAUCCCUAUUAUCUGUUUUCUUAUCUUUCCUGUUACAGUAUUUUCCAUGUAUUUUUGUGUGUGGCAAAAUAAUGGGCUAUCCAAUGGAUAUUACUCCCAGGUUUGUAUUUUUGUAAUGCACCAAGACUUUCAUUUAUAAGAUUUUUUUAAUGAUUUCAUUCUUUUUAUUUCGCUCCAGCUGUGCUACUGUCUCUCUAUGCCGUGCAAUAUCAUCUGCUGUGUUUGCUAAGUAAAGAAAUAGAAGCAAGUGUCAUGUCAUUAGG
Molecule: messenger RNA, 7975 nt
Organism: Paramormyrops kingsleyae
Lineage: Eukaryota; Metazoa; Chordata; Actinopteri; Osteoglossiformes; Mormyridae
Gene: onecut1
Product: one cut homeobox 1
Biological process (GO): regulation of transcription by RNA polymerase II
Cellular component (GO): nucleus
Molecular function (GO): DNA-binding transcription factor activity, RNA polymerase II-specific; RNA polymerase II cis-regulatory region sequence-specific DNA binding
Source: RefSeq, a predicted model, not a curated record